ACGACACACGUAAAGAGGGCUUGUGGGUCGGCGCCAGCGUCCUGAAUGCAAUCGCAGCUCGUUUCAUAAGCAGUAUACGCUACCAAAUCGAUCCGAAGCAGCAAUCGUUGCAAUAGACCGUCGCAAAGAGCCGGAGAGCACAACCGGAGAGCCAAUCAGACGACACGCUGCGCCACCGGAGAGCAAAUCACGACACGCUGCCGGAGAGCAAAUAAUCAGACGACACGCCGCACGCACAGGUCCACUGCAACGAUGAAGACCGCAUCGGUCCUCGUCGCACUCGCGGCCGGCGCCGCCGGCCUCAGGCCAGCGCUGCCGCAGCGUGCCGCGCGCGCGACCGCGCGCGCCGCGCCGCGCAUGGCCAUCUCGGCGCUCCUCUUCGACUGCGACGGCGUCAUCGCCGACACGGAGCCCGACGGCCACCGGCCGGCGUUCAACGCGGCCUUUAAGGAGAAGGGCUUCGCGGACGUUUGGACGAAGGAGCACUACGGCGAAUUGCUCGAGACGGGCGGCGGCAAGGAGCGCAUGACGGCGCACUGGAACGAAGUGGGGUGGCCGGCGGGCUACGAGGACGCCGAGAGCCAGCAAGCUCUCGUCAAGGAGUUACACUUGAGGAAGACGGCCAUCUUCAACGAGAUGAUCACCAAGGGCGAGAUUCCGAUCAGAAAAGGGGUUCUGAAUUUAAUUGAUGAAGCUUUAGCUGACGGCGUGCCGGUCGGCGUCUGCUCGACGUCGUCCGAGCAGGCCGUCUCGAAUUUAGUCAGAGUGCUCAUGGGCGACGCCCGCGCCGACAAGAUCCCCAUCUACGCCGGCGACGUCGUCAAGAAGAAGAAGCCGUCUCCCGAUGUUUAUCUGCUGGCCGCGGAGAAGAUGGGCUUGGAACCUGCCAAGUGCGUCGUCAUCGAGGACUCGUCCAUCGGCCUGGCGGCGGGCAAGGCGGCCGGCAUGAACGUCAUCGUCACGAAGUCGUCCUACGCCUACCGGGAGAACUUUGAUCUGGCGGACAAGGUCGUCGACGACCUCGAGGUCGGCGGCGUGGGCCUGGACGCGUGCAAGGCGCUCGCGGACGCGUAA
This is a messenger RNA of Pelagomonas calceolata, 1074 nucleotides long. The record is from the annotation of a GenBank genome assembly. Lineage: Eukaryota; Pelagophyceae; Pelagomonadales; Pelagomonadaceae.